AUGGAUCUGAAGAGUUUAUUGAGAUUCUGCUUUGUACUACUGUUCUGCGGCCAGAACUUUUCUCUGGGAUGCCGCUGGAUUCGGUACCGGUAUAAAGUUGUGAGCCGGGAGAACCUCCAACUUCUAACAACUAUGGGUGGAGAGUUUGUGAUUGAGAACGUGAACACCAGCUUCCCAAACAAAGUGUACUCAAACGCCAGACAUUCACAGAUGGGAGACUAUAUUUCUAUUCUAUACGAAGUCAUUCGUCAAAUCAGGAAGCUCUACAGCAAAGAUAUGGACAGUGUGACCUGGGACAGUGUGAAACUGGAUAGGUUUCAAUCCAACCUCCACCGAGUGAUUUCUGAGCUUGACCAAUGUAAGCAAGAGAUGACCUAUUCUGACAGCACGAGAUCUCAUAGGACGGAGAACAGGAAUCUGAAGCGUCACUUUAAGAAACUGGAACAUUAUCUGAAAACAAAGGUAUGGCUUUUCGUAUUAGAUUACAGCGGGAAUGCCUGGGAGGUUGUCAGAACCGAAGUGUGGAAACAUUUACAAAGACUCGAUCUGCUGGCGAGCGCCAUGAGGACGAAAAUGAAGGCUUGACACAUCGAAAAGAACCCCCCCUUACAAUAUUUAUUCAUUUAACUGUGCCACAGAUCAACAGUUUUGUAGGACAUUUUUCAAUGAGAAAUUAUUCACUAAUGCUGUUUUUUUUUAAGUAACAAUCAUUCCAUGUAGCUUAUAGCUGUGGGAUGCAAUGUUCCAGUUGCCUUAACUUAUGUGGAGUUGUCAAACUGUAUUUAAUGGGAUCAACAAAACUUGA
Polyodon spathula (Mississippi paddlefish) is the source of this 805-nucleotide messenger RNA. RefSeq names its product interferon a3-like. Gene Ontology annotation, cellular component: extracellular region. Gene Ontology annotation, molecular function: cytokine receptor binding. Lineage: Eukaryota; Metazoa; Chordata; Actinopteri; Acipenseriformes; Polyodontidae. The record is from RefSeq and is a predicted model, not a curated record. Gene Ontology annotation, biological process: defense response. The coding region runs from base 1 to 585 and encodes 194 amino acids. The transcript has 5 exons.